Messenger RNA from Saccostrea cuccullata (small rock oyster), 944 nucleotides. Its product is annotated as transducin beta-like protein 2. Lineage: Eukaryota; Metazoa; Mollusca; Bivalvia; Ostreida; Ostreidae. The annotation marks the transcript as partial. The record is from RefSeq and is a predicted model, not a curated record. The transcript has 6 exons. Gene Ontology annotation, cellular component: endoplasmic reticulum. Gene Ontology annotation, molecular function: protein binding. Gene Ontology annotation, biological process: endoplasmic reticulum unfolded protein response.
UAAUGAGGUUUGUAAGGAUUUUUAUACAUGUUUUUUUUCUGAAUCACAUUUGUUUUAUGUUGCUGUCUUUUGUAUAACAGGAGAUGUUCUGGAUACUAUAGACACCAGACAGAUGAACAACUCCUAUGGAGCAGUGUCACCGUGUGGUCGAUUUGUGGCUUCAUCAGGUUUUACUCCUGAUGUUAAAGUAUGGGAGGUAGGAUUUGACAAAGGUGGAAGCUUCACCGGAUGUAAGAGAGCAUUCGAGUUGAAAGGUCACUCAGCUGGGGUGUACAGUUUUAGCUUUAACAGUGAUUCUAGUCGAAUGGUGUCUGUCUCAAAAGAUAAAACAUGGAAAUACUGGAACACUAACAUAAGAUAUGAAAUGAAUCAGGAUCCAUACCUUUUAAAAACUGGGAGUAUAGACUUUACCUCCCCUUGUUUGAUUUCUCUGUCACCAGAUGGCAGAAGUGUUGCAAUUGCUAGUGAGAGUUCAGUUAGUGUUCAUAAUGCUAUAACUGGAGAGCAAGAAGAAAAAUUUUCUCAAGUGUUUUCAGGAGAGGUAACUGACAUAUCGUUUGAUUUAAGUAACAAGUACAUUGUGUGUAGUGGUGAUAGGCAAGUCUCUGUAUUCAAUAACAUAACUGGAUACCGAGCCUCUAUUGAGGACCUGCAGGAAAAAGUCAAAGAGGCCCAAACACAGGCCCAGAAGGAGAGAAUCCGACAGCAAAUCAACGAAGCACAGGAGGCUUUGGAUAACUUACUAGGACAGUCUAAUGGACAUGCAGGAGGCAAAAAGGAGUAGAAAGAUCUCCCAUAAUUUUCUGACAUUCCUAUCAGUGAAAGGGAAAUUAUUCUUCAUGACAGAGAUUUUUUAUUGGCAGCAACUUCUGAAGUGCCACUUUUUAUUCUCUAAUUUGUCAAUUUAUUUGACAUUUUUUUUUUAUUAAAGACAUUUAAAUUUC